GAGAGGAGGAGAGAGGAGGAGGGAGGCAGCAGGGGACACGGUAACCUGCAGGAGGACUCACAUGGUCCUGCAGCAGCGGAGCACAGAGCACCGGGACUCUCCGAACGUCUGACACCCAGCCUCGGCUUCAGUCUUGUCGUCCUCCAGCGCUUUAUUUCCUCCUUCCCUCACAUCCCUCCUCCCCGCAGCCCAGUGUCGGUCGGACUGGGGCCGGUAAAGCAGCGCCAUGGCUCGGGAGAACGGAGACACCGGCAGAGGAGAGACGUGGAAAAAACAAGUCGACGAUAUUAAGAAGAUUUUUGAUUUCAAAGAAGUCCUCGGGACAGGGGCGUUUUCAGAGGUGGUCCUGGCCCAGGAGAAGCUGACCGGCCGGAUGUUUGCAGUGAAGUGCAUCCCCAAGAAGGCUCUGAAGGGAAAGGAGAGCAGCAUCGAGAACGAGAUCGCCGUGCUGAGGAAGAUCAAGCACGAGAACAUUGUGGCAUUGGAGGACAUCUAUGAGAGUCCCGACCACCUCUACCUGAUUAUGCAGCUGGUGUCCGGCGGCGAGCUGUUCGACCGAAUUGUGGAAAAGGGUUUCUACACGGAGAAGGAUGCGAGCACGCUGAUCCGGCAAGUCCUGGAUGCUGUUCACUACCUGCACAAGAUGGGGAUCGUACACCGAGACCUGAAGCCAGAGAACUUGUUGUAUUUUAAUCCUCAAGACGAGUCCAAAAUCAUGAUCAGUGACUUCGGCCUUUCCAAGAUGGAGGGCAGCGGUGACGUCAUGUCCACUGCCUGCGGCACGCCGGGAUAUGUGGCUCCAGAGGUUCUCGCCCAGAAGCCCUACAGUAAAGCAGUGGACUGCUGGUCCAUCGGAGUGAUCGCCUACAUCCUGCUGUGUGGUUAUCCUCCGUUCUACGAUGAAAACGACUCCAAGCUGUUCGAGCAGAUCCUUAAAGCCGACUACGAGUUUGAUGCACCGUACUGGGACGACAUCUCAGACUCAGCCAAGGAUUUCAUCAGCAGUCUGAUGGAAAAAGAUCCAGCCAAGCGUUUCACCUGCGAGCAGGCACUCAGACAUCCCUGGAUCGCUGGGGAUACAGCUCUCUGCAAGAACAUUCAUGAGUCAGUCAGCCGGCAGAUCAGAAAGAACUUCGCCAAGAGCAAGUGGAGGCAAGCGUUCAAUGCCACCGCCGUGGUUCGGCACAUGAGACGGCUGCAGCUUGGCAGCAGCAUGGGGGCCAGCAUGGACUCCUCCAACCCCCUAACUAGGCCGAAUCAGACGCAGAAGCCGGGACAAAGCCAGAACCAGGCAGGCCAGAACCAGCCAGCUCAGAGCCAAAAUACGGGCCAGGCGGCCCAGGGCCAGAGCACCAGCACCACCGCCAGCAAAAACACUUCCAUAGACAACAACAUAGCAGCUCCCCGCAAGGAAUGUGUCACUGCGCCGGUCACUCCCUGCAGUCUGGCGUCUGCAGCCUCUUCUCCCGCCGCGGGGACGGAGCUGAACCGGCCACAUCCCUCAGCGGUUCCCGCCCCGGUGCUCACGGAAACCAAGUGACGCCAGGUCCCGCGGGGAACCAGCUGGGAGGCCACAGCGCUGUGAGGCAGAGGGACGGAAAGAGACGGAGGACGACUAGAGAGGAAGAGGAUCUUCUUCGUCCCUCCCUCUUUUCACUGUACUCCGUCUUGGAUGCGCCCCCCCCCCAGCCAGUACCCCGCCCUGCUCCCGGGAGAGCAGAGGACUUUACCUCCACCCCACCGACUCCAGCCACCAUUACCAUUCUUUUCGCCCGCCGCCCACCAGGAUGACGUGGAGGACCCCAGCAGCAGCACACCUUCAGCUGUGAUUCUGAGCUGUUCAUUGAUCAGUGGGUGGAUCCUGGUCCGAGCAGCAGCUGGUGGUUCACGGUGGAGCCGGUGGUGUCAUAUUAUUCAGUGUCAGUCAGCAUCAGCUUCCCUCUUGAAUCUGGUCUUUCCUGCACCACUUUAUUUAGCUUUUUCCAACUUAGGUUUGACUGUUGGCAACUGGAUUGUUUUAUUUGUUAUUAUUACUGUUAAUUUUAAAGGUGCUGUGUGUAACUUUUAACAAAUAUUGACAAAUUAAUAGUACUACUUUAGUAUAGUUAUUGUAAAUAAAUAAGACCACAGCCAAGAUGAUGGGUCACCUCUAUUCUGGCGUGAUAUUUCUCUAAAUUACAACCCAGUGUCCCAUAAUCCUUUUAGUUUCUUCAUGUUUCCACCGUCAUCAUUCUCUGUUUGCUCUGGGAAAACAGAACCCUCAUCCUUUUACGUCUCGUACUGCGAUUGAGAGGAUUUCUUUUAACUUCUCCUUAUAACUGUGUCAAAUGUGACUUCAGUUGUUUACACAAAUUUUACUAAUGUUGCAGCUUGAAGUGGCAAUGAUUUAUCCAUGUAUAAAUGCAACACACAGCACCUUUAAGAUCUUCUCUGUGCCCUUACUGGGCUUGUUCGUCUGUUUGUUUGUGCUUUAAGAAGUGCUUUAAAAGUACCAUAUGACUGUUGAGAUGUGGAAACGUGAGUAAGCGCUUUUAUCUAUUUUGCACAGAGAGGGUCAGAUAUGUUGUCUCACACAGAGUAGCUGCCAUCCACAUACAUUUAUCAGACAGAGAGUAGAGAUUGUAAACCUUUAUACGGAUGUCAGCGGCAUUGUACAACUUGUUUAUUGUCUGAAAGUUCUUGAUUUUAUUAUUUUCUUACUUUAUGAGACUUUUCUAACAAUCGCCAUUCACAGGACACACAUAAUGGUUACUAUGAAACAUGCAGCAAGUUUAGGAUAGAGAAGAUGGAUAUGUGUAUUUACUGGAAAACUGCCUCCCGUUGAGAAUGUUGGCGACUAAAGAUAGAUUGCCAUUUGACUUCCCAAACUAAGGAGCUCCAAGCAGCGCAAUGUAGUUUGAAAUAUUUAUCAGCCUGCCAAGUGGGUCUUCAGAGUCACAAUCCAAGCUGGAGAAGCUGUUCCUGCCGCUGUUCCUUCCCCCUCUAAUGAAGCCAUGAGCUCACCUCCUCGUUGUGUCACGCUGCACCCAGUCCAGACGUGCUCAGGGAAAACUGCAGCUGCACGGUGCGCUGGCAAACAACACUUUUUGUUUGAUUUCUUAGGCCUGUCAUGGUCCAGGUGUUGCAGGCGGCAUCACAGUUAAUGAUGUAGGACGUUAGUCGUGUCCUUGUCACAGUGUUGAAGUGACUUGAGCAGUGAGGACGCUCAGACGAGAACAUAGAUGACCAAGUAGUCUUAUGAGAUUUUGACUACUUGAAAGUUUCAGCUAAUCACCUGGUUUCUGUCGAAACAUCUGUAGGAUCACCAUGUCAUUUUUGCUUCUUUGGGUUUUCGUUUAGACACACAUGUAUAGAUCUACAGAUUAGUGUCCCAUUCUUAACCACUCAGUUACUUUAAUGCAACUGUUCCAUUGACUGUCCUUUUUUUUUUUGUUCUUAAUAGAACUCUGACUUUCCUUGAACGUCACCGUUGUCUCUGAUGCUUAUGGCCUUUCACACACAAGCAGAACUGUACAGCGUCGGGGUGCUCACUCACACAUAUCAGAUUGUCACACCUUUAUUAGAUGCAAUUCUACUAAUCCCUUUAUUGUGAAGUGUAGCCAAAGACUUAUGAAGACAAUUUGGUUCAUUCUGCAUUACUUGGUGAAUUAGAACAAAACUAGUCAGAUGUGAAGCUGUUGUAGAAACAAACUAAGACUAAGGGCUGAACUCCAGCUGCUAACUAAUCUGGAGAGAAAGUUACUGACUUUUCAUCCCUUCCUGGUCUGUUGCCAUUUACCUUUUUAUGUAUGCAGUGUGCUGCUGAAGAAGUAUUAUUCACAGUGCUUGUUUUAUUCUGUGUGGCAUGAAGGUAAAAACGACAGUAAAUCAUCACUGACCUAAGCUUUCUGGAACUCACUUUUGGCUCAUGGCUUCACUUGGUGUGUUAAGCUCCACUUACCUGGCACUGAAGUUGACUAAAACAAAUCAUGAUGAGACAUUUGUAAACUCGUUUCCUAUUUUCAUCUCUCUUGUCUGCAUCUUUGGUCAUGAAAAGCAGCAUUUUCUUCAAUCAGUUCUUAGAGAACAAUUGCAGCGUUGAAAAGAAUUCAUGUUCAGAAAUAUUCUAUAUUGUUCUUAAUGUCAGGUAAUCUCAUGGAAACUACAAAUGGCAAAAUCAUUUUCAGCUGGGCAUUGUAGUCUUCAGCAAACAGUACUGAAAUAGAAGUAAAUCAUGUAUUUGUUUGGUACUAUUGUCAGCGGUGGAUACACAUUUUGUGCUUGAUAAAGUAUUUACAGCAGCAGGAUGGUGAAUGUGAGACUGAUGAAAAGGUUGAGUUUUGUGGCUUUGCUGAAUAAGAUAUCAGGUUUUGUUUACAUAAAGAACAUUUGCUAGUCGGACAAUAUUGAAAUUGCUUGAGAUUGUUCUCGAGAAGAAAAAUGUGGAAUAUCAACAGACCUAUCCUUUGAAGAGAUUUUAUUGGUUGGUUUUCAAAAGCUGUAUUGAAUAAUAUGAUAAAUAUCCAGCAAAGUUUUAUAGCACAUGGUCUAAUUUACCGCAAGAUUUGUAGCCAUUGCUAAAGUUAUACUUUGAAGAAGAAAAAUGUACUGUUGACUUAAAGACCACAGACUGUAUAUAAAAGAUGGACAUAGCCACCGUUUGGUUUGUAGAGUACUGAUUGAAAUCCUUGCGUUUGUCAUUUAGACCGUUGCCAUCUUGGGCCUUUGAAAAUAAACAUGAUGAACAUCAAGUUGUAAAUAUCUGACUGAGAACUUGAGGACACUACACAGGCCCAUAUGGUAGCAACUGUCAAUCACAAGGUCACGCCCCAAAACAUACAACACUUCAUUGUCCUUUUUCUGCUGAUCAAGAUCCUGAUUUUCAAAAUGAGCAUCAUGCUGCAUUAAAGGAGAUUUGAAACUAGUGACUGAGACCAUAAAGUCAUUAGGAAAAUGUUUACUGAUGUAGCAAAUCAGUUGAGAAUUAAGGUCUUUUUCUCACAGAAUUUCAUACACUCUGACUUCUUUUUGCAUCCAGAGCAGGCGCCCCCUGAUGGCUGUUAGAAACAAUAUAGAUUUUAGGUCACUUUUUAGACCAGGAGGCUCCGUUUCUUUAAUAUACAGUUGAUGUGAAAGAUGCUACUGAAUUGGAUUAUGAGAUAUGUAGGAUCCAGCAUUUUUGGAGCUUGAGUCACACUAGAGACAAAACUCUAAACUAAAUCUCGAAAAACUAGAGACUUGUCUGCUUUUGAUUUUGACCAGUUUUUUUGUUUUUCAAUUUCGUGGGAAUGCCCUAGCUUUAUGACAGUGCAAUGUUUAAGUGUUGGAAUACUCCUUUAAGGGAUGGAUAACCUUAAAAAAUGUCUCUAUUUACGCUGGAGCUGUCCUUUAACAGAACACAUCAUUCAUAUGCAGUCAACUCAAACAUAUUUAUAGACUCCACACAGAAAUCCUGAACCUGCUAACAUGGAGCUUUUGGUUCUUAUGGACAGCAGAUUUCAGAUCCACUGACUGAAAACUCUUUAUGCAUGUUGUCCCAGCAACAAAUUCAGUCUUAGCAGACUUUAAAUUAAAUAAAUAGGGUAGACUUUAGUGUUUUUUUUUUUUUUAAAAAGGGGCCAGUUAGCCUGAUUUAUUUAAUUUCAGCUGUGCGCGUGUCAAAGCAGUGAAAACUCUGUGUUUCUUACUGAACCGCAGCACCCACAUGUCUCUGCAUGAGUGCAUAGUUAAGCUUUCAGAAAAUUUAUAUAUAUGCUGACGUUUUUACAGUGGGCUCUUGUGUUACAGUUGUCUGAGAGGAAACGAACCUAACUCUGAGGUCAGUCCAUGUACCGUGAAGGGAACUUUCAAUCAUGUAAGGGCUUUUUUCCAGUGAUCACCUUAAUCUGAUUAUUCACUGUAACCGUGUACCCAUUGAUUGCUAUGCAUUUUUUAAGCAUUUUUAAGUGCGUUGUCAAUGCUUUUCGUGAAAGUGUGAUCAGGAAAUUCAAAGGAACCAUCAGCAGCAAGUGCAAACUCUGAAACUCUGUCUCAUCUAUGAAGAUUCCAAACACUUACUGAUUAUGUUUGCUAUCACUGACUCAGCUACAUUGUGAACGUAGUGCAACAGGUAGAGAUGUUAAUGAAGCCACCACUGUAAGAAUCAUUAAAUGUGAUGUCGUCCACGUCGGUCUGGACGCUUGGGUUUACGAAUUUGCUGUGAGGCAGACAGAGGGUUCAGGUUCAUGCUCCUCUGUGGUUUAACGUCUGCUGUUUUUGUUUGCUGAAGAGACAGAGAAUUUACGUUAUCCAAAUGAAUCUUUCCAUGUUAAAGUCGCUACUGUAAAUAGAUUGUGAAUAUGAAUGAUCAUUUUCAAGAUAAUAUUUACGAAUGUUUUGCUGUUCAGGCAUGUGUGAGUGAGCAAGUGAGUGAGUGUGUUGAGGGAAGUUGAUUGUAUUCUCUAUGGAAUGUUUAAUGUAUAAAAAAAAAAGUAAAACAGAAAAGAAAAAGCUAAAGUCCCCUUUACUCCCCGACUGCUUUCAGAAACUGUCCAGCAGCAUGUGACUGUCAAUUACAGAGCUGCUCAGUGCGGUUUAAUACCAUCAGUGUUCCACCUCCACUUCAGUGUCAGUCCGACUACAAGUGAAAGCAUCGUUUACUGAACUCAGGCUUACGUUUUUGCCAUUCUAAAGGAAGAAAUCCAAAGCUGUGACCGACUCAGAAACACACUGUUAUGGACGUAGGGGGAACGACGGGCCGCUCUCGUCCGCUGCUUCCCCUUUGAGCUCACACUCCUCUGACCUUUUUUUAAUGAAGAUGCCGCUAAAGUGCACUGUCACAAAAAAAACGCAAGCAUGUUGAAAAAAGUGCUACAAGAAUUCAAUUUCACCAUGAGUGUUUGCAUAAUCUUAUAUGCCCUUGUAUGAUGUUAGUAUCUCUGUAUUAUGUAAAGACGUACACAGGUUGAGAUGCCCGAGUCCUCAAACAGCUGCCUGGCAGAGUUUCAGUUGUACAAACAGGCAGAAUCAUCUGUUACUAGCUACCCGACAUGGAUGCAUUAAAAAAUACUGUGUUCCAAGAUAGUACUGUAUGUAUCACUAUGAAAAAAAAAUUCUAGUGCUAAUUUAAGAGUAGCUAAAGUCCUCGUAGGCCUUAAAAAGUCUGUGGAGGGAGUAUCUGCUGAUUCUCUACACACAUUAAUGGCAUAAACAGGAUUUAUUAAUAUUUGUUUGUGGCCGUUAAAGGCUUUUAUUGUCCCAAGUUGAGAUAAUACAAAAAGUAAUCUAUGAAAGAACUGUAUUUUUUAAAGUUGUUUCUAGUAACAACUGUAUAGGAGUUGAUUUCCUUUAGCAUGCAGGUACUUGCAUUCCUAGCUGCCGCCACCAGGACUAAAUGGAUACAUAGCUAGCACAUUCCUACGGCCAAUGUGGCCAAAAAUGUGGCAAAAUCUGACUUUUAAGGACUUACACAUUUUCCUUCAUUUAUGAUCUUAAAAUCAAUUGCAUUAGCUUACCGAGUUAGCUGUGGCCUUUUAUUGCUAGUAAAUUUAGCGUUUACGUAGCUAACGAUAUUUUGUCAUGGCUAUUCUUAUCCCAAAAAGACAACGACUAUGAAGUAUAGCACCUGUAGUGAAUUGCCAUGUAUUUUAAGUAAGCUACUGAGUCAGCGGGAUAUGUCAUGGCUAAUUUUACCUACACUGGCUAAGUUCUAUAUCUCAUGGUCCACUGCUGCCUUCAAAUGGAACUCAUGAGCUCAUGAUUAUUACAUAGAAAGUCAUGUUCAAGUGGUAACAGUUCCCGUAUGUUGUAGGAACAUUACUUCUGCUACACUACAACAGCAAAACUUUGUGCACGUUCCAACCCACGAGAUCUGCCACUGCUGUGUUCAUGGGAGAUAAAGUACCUGCUCUUGGUUAGUUACUUCUGAAUGGCCCUGAAACACUCUUGGUCCCAUCUUGACACUGAUUGGUUAAAGUCAAAUAAGCUAAAUGGUGAUUGGUUAAACUCCAAGAGGACAACAAAUCCCAUCUUUCUGCCUUCUUGAUGUCCUCUCUGAGUAGCAGUCUUCUCUAUAACAUUGCAACAUAACAUCCACCACAUAGCUGACCCUCCAUUGUUCUAUUUCCUGUGCGCUCACAGCACUGGAGUUGCGUAAAGAAGCGAUUGUUUGUUGUUGGACACUCAGAGUAAACUUGGUGGUCGAAUCUGUUGGAUCCAACACCACAAAACAGAAAGUCCAUUUAUCAAACAACAAGCCAGUAAUGUAAUAUACAAACUUCAAAGGUAAAAUGAAAAGAUGAGGCUAUUGGGAAUAUUAUAAUUUUCUCAGACAAAAAACAACAGAUAAAAUUAUAACUUAUUAUAUACAUCUAUUGAAAAAUCAACUUCCAUAGCCUCCCCAGUUAUAAAAACAUAAACAUGUCACAACCCAUGAACUCAGAACUUGUUAGAAAAAGUUCACUUCAGUGAAUACCACAGGAGGUUUGCAGUCAUGUGGACUUUUCCCUCGAACACAGUGAACUCGACUCCCAUUUGAAGGCACCAUAUGACAGACGAGGACUUUCCUUACAUGCAAGUGUUUAUGAUUGUCACCAACUGAAUUUAAACUUGGAGCAAAGUUUUACGCUCUGAAACUUUGCGCAGCCUUUGAGAUGUGUUUGUUGAACUGAAACUGUGUCCAUGCCGCCUGUUGGACUCGGGUGUCUCCCUGCGGGUGUCCUCGUCCAGAGCCUGCUGAGUCAGCCGGCUGUAUUUACUCUCUGCAUGUGACCACAGAACUCCCAUCCUGUGCACCGUCGUCAGGUUGGCGACGCCCACGUCUCAGAGCGGGCACCGCCUGCCGCACUUAUUGUGGUGUGAUGAUGAUGAUGAUGACUUUCUGUUAAUGGGGCUUGUAUAUCAGAUGCCUUCGACAAUCAUGUGCACAUAUCAGAGUUACCAUGACGACACAGGCCGGAGCGACUGAUUGUGUUUUGUUUGUCUUUUCUCCUGGAAUAAAUCCUGAAUGAUCGUA
This is a messenger RNA of Amphiprion ocellaris (clown anemonefish), 8971 nucleotides long. It is a transcript of the gene camk1da, whose product is annotated as calcium/calmodulin-dependent protein kinase 1Da. Lineage: Eukaryota; Metazoa; Chordata; Actinopteri; Pomacentridae. The record is from RefSeq and is a predicted model, not a curated record. Gene Ontology annotation, biological process: peptidyl-serine phosphorylation. The coding region runs from base 227 to 1540 and encodes 437 amino acids. Gene Ontology annotation, molecular function: ATP binding; calmodulin binding; calcium/calmodulin-dependent protein kinase activity. Gene Ontology annotation, cellular component: cytoplasm; intracellular anatomical structure. The transcript has 11 exons.